CGUCGUAGGAAAUAUCUCCGUCUCUAUCUUGUCUUGGUUGUUUUUUAUAAAUAACAGCUCUUUUUCAACCUUAGCAAUAAACUUUUUUCUCAUUAAGAAAAGAAAAGAAAAGAAAAGAAAGGGAAUGGCAACCGUCGGCGGUAUUAAAGAAGUGGAGGGAUUCGCUAACAGCGUUGAGAUCGAUGGCCUUGCUCGUUUCGCUGUUGAUGACUAUAACAAGAAACAGAAUGCAUUGUUGGAGUAUAAGAGAGUCGUGAAUGCUAAGCAGCAGGUGGUGGCUGGGACGAUAUACUAUAUUACUUUGGAGGUAGAGGAUGGUGGUCAAAAGAAAGUUUACGAAGCCAAGAUUUGGGAGAAGCCAUGGUUGAACUUUAAGGAUGUCCAGGAAUUCAAGCUUAUUGGGGAUGCCCCGACCCAGUCAACCCCGACAGAGUCUACCGCAUAGCUGGUAACUGAAGGAUAUGUGUAGGUUGCUUUGCUUGGAGUUGGUGCUCAAAAUAACAGCAGAUAAUAAUAUUUGACAGUAUUUUCCCCUGAUGCUAGUGGAAAUUGUAUUAUGUAUAUUUGAAUUCCUAUGUAAUCUUGAAUCAUUUAUAAACAAUGCAUAGUUAUGAAUGAUUACAGCUAUCUUAUCUGUGAUCUUUAUUCUCA
Jatropha curcas is the source of this 651-nucleotide messenger RNA. Its product is annotated as cysteine proteinase inhibitor-like. Gene Ontology annotation, molecular function: cysteine-type endopeptidase inhibitor activity. The record is from RefSeq and is a predicted model, not a curated record. NCBI's taxonomy places the organism in Eukaryota, Viridiplantae, Streptophyta, Magnoliopsida, Malpighiales, Euphorbiaceae.